Acipenser ruthenus (sterlet) is the source of this 6208-nucleotide messenger RNA. RefSeq names its product zinc finger protein 883-like. The transcript is spliced from 4 exons. Gene Ontology annotation, biological process: regulation of transcription by RNA polymerase II. NCBI's taxonomy places the organism in Eukaryota, Metazoa, Chordata, Actinopteri, Acipenseriformes, Acipenseridae. Gene Ontology annotation, molecular function: DNA-binding transcription factor activity, RNA polymerase II-specific; RNA polymerase II cis-regulatory region sequence-specific DNA binding. The coding region runs from base 1065 to 2972 and encodes 635 amino acids. The record is from RefSeq and is a predicted model, not a curated record.
UCACGUCGCACAAACUUUGGGCAUUUUGCGCAGAAUCUGACCAAGUAGCCAAUGAAAUGUUCAGAAUGUGCGUCGAUUGGAAUGACGAAGGCGCGUCUUCCUGAACGCACCGACACGUUCAGCGCGCUGGCUGCCGGGUGCGCUGUUCUUUGUUUCCAAUCCGGACCGUGCGAAACGCAAACUCCUCGUUUAUCAAGACAUGGAGAUUUCAAGUUACAGUAUGUGUACUGGCCUCGCUGAAUGUAACUCCUAUCCAGUCAGCUAAACACUCAUCCAAAUGAUCCUCCAAGAGACAGGGUGUAUCUUUAGAGGCUUUACUCGGAUAAAAGUGUGAAACUGGAAAUACAAAUCGCAAAUGCGUACUCAGGUAAGUAUACAGUACAUAUUCACAACAAUGUAAGUAAUAUUCACUCACAUGACCCUGCCUAAAUGCAGUAAAAUACCACAGGAAACUACAGACCAAACAGGUGAGUUUAAAGGAAGUAUUGCUAUAGCUGGUACUAAAUAGAGCUAGCUGGCUAACUUGCUGCUUAACAGAUGCAGCUUACAUGCUAAAUAACAUCAAUAAUAAACAUCUUAUUAAACACAUGUCAAAAUAAUGACUUCAUUCAGAAAUAAUGUUAAUAUCAAUGCUAUCUGUGUAAAUAAUAAACGUUCUUACAGAUAUUGCCUUCUUAGGAACUAUACCGUGAGGAUGACACAGGAUUGCAGCCUAACAUUGCACAACACUAGCCUCAUGUAUAAACAGUAAAUGUCUGAACUUCUUGUUUCUCACUUCCUAUAAUCUAACAUAACACAGGAAGUAGUUGCUUUCCUGGCGAAUAAUAUGAAUUGCCACUAGGUGGCACUAAAAAUUUAAAGCAGGUCCGGAACAGUAUGUGUGAAAUUGUAUAGAAUUUAAAAUCUCCAGCUUAUAAACUGAAUAGCUUAAUAUGCUGAUGAACAAAUUGUUAGUUCAAUUCAGUGUUCAUUUAAUUAACUGAGACAACUGAAAACAUUUUCCUGUUUAUAACCAACAGCUGGCUUCCUGUCUGAAGCUCCACCUCAUACGGAGCACGCAGUUGAUGCAAACUUUACUUCCAGGAUACAGGAAAAAUCUAGUGCAAACUUUGCCUGGAACACGACCUGAUGCCAUGGAUCGUGUGAAGAUGGAAUCUGUCCCCACUAAAGAGGAGGUUCCUGAACUGGUCCCCAUUAGACUGGAGUUCUCUGGACUGGCUUCCCUCCCCAUUAAACAGGAGCCCUGUGAGAUCUUGCCAUGCGACACCAUCAGGACAGAGGUGUUGUCUGCUGGGAUUAAAGCUGAGUGCAAUGAACUGGAGAUCUCCCAGACAAAAGAAUUAUUUCCCAUUAAAGUAGAGGUGCUGGAAAUUGAAGAUUUUAAACAGGAGCCCCUGAAAGUGGAGUUUGAAUGCUUGGAACCAGGGAGGGAAGAAUGUGAGGACUUGAAAGCAGCCCCCCCUGAGCUGGGUCCUGUAUGCAGGUGGGAGUGUAGAGGAGGGGUGCUGGAGAGAAUCUGUGUGAGAGAGCAAGGCGCUGGAGAGGAAGGCUUUCACAACAGCAAGGAAGGAGGUGGAGAGGAAGAUGAGGGGAGCUGGCAUUCAGAGUGCAGUCCAGCAGGGUCCAGUUCAGCAGCUAAAGUGAAGGUGGGCAAUGGAGAACAUUCUGAUUGUGGGAAAGGUGUUGCCCAGUUUAGGGAUUUAAAAAUGCUCCAGCAAACUCACAGAGGACAGAAACCGCAUUGCUGCUUUGACUGUGGGAAGAGUUUCAGUCAUUCAAGGGACCUUGCUUCACAUCAGCGAAUUCACACAGGAGAGAAACCUUAUCACUGCUCUUACUGUGGGAAGAGUUUCAGAAUGUCAGGACACCUGAUUUCACACCAGAGAAUUCAUACAGGAGAGAAGCCCUAUCACUGCUCUGACUGUGGGAUGAGUUUCAGUCGGACAGGACAUCUUCAAAGACACCAGCGGAGUCACACAGGAGAGAAACCAUAUCGCUGCUUUGACUGUGGGAAAAGUUUUAUUGAGUCAGGAUCUCUUGUAAGACACCGGCGAAUUCACACAGGAGAAAAACCAUAUUGCUGCCUUGACUGUGGGAAGUGUUUCAAUCGCUCUGGAUCUCUUAUUUUACACCAGCUAAUUCACACACGAGAGAAACUGUAUUGCUGCUCUGACUGUGGGAAGAGUUUCAUUCGCUCAGAAUCCCUUGUAGCACACCAGCGAAUUCACACAGGAGAAAAACCGUAUCACUGCUCCGACUGUGGGAAGAGUUUCAGACGCUCAGAAUCCCUCGUAACACACCAGCAAAUUCACACAGGAGAGAAACCAUAUAGCUGCUCUGACUGUGGGAAGAAUUUCAGUGUGUUAGGAUCCCUUGUAACACACCAGCGAAUUCACACAAGAGAGAAACCAUAUUGCUGCUCUGACUGUGGGAAGAGUUUAAAGGAGUUGGGAUCACUUGUAAAACACCAGCAAGUUCACACAGGAGAGAAACUGUAUAGCUGCUCUGACUGUGGGAAGAGUUUCAGUCAGUUAGGACACCUUAUUCCACACCAACAAAUUCACACAGGAAAGAAACCGUAUAACUGCUCUGACUGUGGGAAGAGUUUCAAUCGGUUAGGACAUCUUGAAAGACACCAGCGAAGUCACACAGGAGAGAAACCAUAUCGCUGCUCUGAGUGUGGGAAGAGUUUCAGUGAAUCAGGAACUCUUGCAAGACACCGGCGAAUUCACACAGGAGAAAAACCGUAUAGCUGCUCUGACUGUGGGGAGAGUUUUAGUCGCUCAGAACCCCUUGUAACACACCAGCGAAUUCACACAGGAGAAAAAAAGUAUCGCUGCUCAACCUGUGGGAGGUGUUUUAGUCAGUCAGGAGACCUUGAUUUGCACACCUUGAUUUUUCAUAACGGAGGGAACUCCCAUCCUCCCCCUGUAUCCCCUCCUACUCCCCUUCCCUCCCAUUUGAGUUUUUAAUGACAAUUCUGAAGUCUAAACUGUAAUGGUGUGAUCCUUUUUGUUUCAAUUGGACCGUCCAACAUAUUCAUUUUGUUGCAAUUGCAAAAACAGACAAAUGGCAUGCCUGAAACUAUUUUAGUUUUCUGGGAUGAUUCAAUAGUUUAAAGUAUAAAGAUGACCGCUGGUUCAAAUCCAGGCUAUGCCAUCGGUUGGGAGUUCCCAGGGGGCUCUGCACAGUUGGCUGAGCAUCGCCUGGGUGGGUGGGUUUUAUGUUGGCAGGGUAAUCCUUGUCUCGCUGCGCACCAGCAACUCCUGUGGCGGCUGGACGUCUUUAAAGCUGGGUCAGUGGAACUGCAUUUUCUAUGACGUGACGGUUCUGGUUGGCUUUGCUGAUGGCUUGCAGUGUGAAAAGAGGGGGUUGACUGACAGCAUGCAUUUCGGAGGGCGCGCAUGAUGAGUCUUCAUCACUCCCGAGUCGAAACGGGAAGUUGCAGCGUUGAAACAAGGUUUUAAAAACAAUUUGAUAUUCCAAAUUGGGAGAAAAUGUGGUAAAAUUAAUUGCCAAUUCCAAUUUUAUUUUUUAAAAAAAAGAGGAAGUUGUAAUUUUUGUUUCUUACUUUACCUAAUCCUCUUUGUUUCGAGUGGAACACGAGGCCACAGCUUGUUCUGCUUCAUCCCGUGUUAGAUUGAUGACUCUCAGCUCUGGUGUGAUUGUUCUCUAACGAUGUGCAGUUCAUGAACAAUUUGUUCCUUUUGACCAAAUCAUUAUGGUGAAUCAUAGGAAUAGGGUCAGUGUCCCCUUUGAAUCACUUCUUUUGAUUCACCCUAUGAGAGAUUUGCAUGUGUCACAGAGUUACUGUGCGCAGUUCAUGAACGAGUUGGUCUUUCCUGUUCAAAUAACCCGUAUUAACCCCUUUCAGACUGAGAAUUCUAUUCAUUUUGAGGGCCAACUGACAGGACUAGACCUGUAUUAACUCUGGAGUGAUGAAGACUAUAUCAUGCGCGUCCUCCGUAACUCAUGCUGUCAGUCGACCUCCAGACCUGUCGCGUCGGAGGAAAUGCAGUUCCACCAGCAAAUCGCAGCCAACUCGCAGGUGCCCGGCUGCCACAUGAGUCACUGGUGCCGGGUGAGACAAGGAUUGCCCUGCUGACCUAAGCCCUCCAAACCAGGCACCGCUCGGCCAAUUGUGUGCCGCUCCCUCUAGACUCCCAGCCACAGUCGGUGAUGGCAUAGCCUGGAUUUGAACCAGCAAUCUCCAGGAUAUUGGGCACAUAUUUUUUAUGUUCAAAUUCUGAUAUUUGAUUUUCAGGUUUAUUCAUUUAUAAUGGGUUUUAGCAAACUAAAGGCAAGUGUACAUUCAGUAUUUGUUGCAUAAAUGAAUGAAAACGAUAAUAUUUUCAGAUAUUCAGCAUUGGACUUCACAAAAAUAUAUUGUCCAAUAUAUUUGCAUAUUUUUUCAAAAGCUAGAGGUUCAAAAUUAUGGACAGCAAUAUUUUGCAAAAUCUAGCACUGAUAGUCUUACAAUGUAUCAUGUUUGCAUGGAUUUAUAGAAAAAUAAGAAUGUUUUGCCUUUUUUUGUUGCUAAAACCAUUUUUUGUUACAUUGAAUGAGGGGUGUGAAUAGUCCUAGAGGCAGCUGUAUAUCUCCCAUAUUUGACAGCAGGAAGUGUGUCUCUGAUCUGCCUCCCCUGAUUCACAGGGGCGGCACAGCCUGUCCUCUCUGGCUGCCCAGCUCUUCCUGUGUCAGCCUUCAGUUUCAAUGGCUCAGCAGUACUUUAACAUUUUGUCUUUUGUGUUUAUAAUUUUGAUUAAAUAAUCUGCUAAUUAGAAUUUUAUUUUCAGGGCCGGAUAACAUUCUAAUUUGUUUUUGGAUGUAAUAUAAUUUAUAUAUAAAUAUAAUUUUCCCAAUUUUCAAUGUAAAAAUUAAUUUUUUUAGAUUUGUGUCAGUUUGUUGUAUUUUGCUCAGUGUCACAGUGUGGCAAUGCUAGUGUGAGCUGCUGGCCGGGGUUCUGUCUGUGGGGAGAGCUUGUUGCUAUUCAGUGCUUUAUAAUGAUAGCUCUGUGUGUCGGCCUGAUUCAGAUGGGCCCACAAUUUGGCUGCUCUCUUCUGGAUUGGGAUUAUUAAGGGGAAAACUCCCAGUUCAGCUCUGCACACAUUAUUUGAGGUGCAUCUGUGGACUUGUAGGAUAUUUUUACAAAACUCCAUGUGGAGUGUCUUGGUUGGACAGCUACUCGCUGCCACAGGGGUCGCUGGUGCGCAAUGAGACAGGGAUUACCCUGCCGACCUAAUCCCUCCCAACCCGGGCGGCGCUCGGCCAAUUGUGCACCGCCCCCUCGAGACUCUCGUCCACGAUCGACGAUGGCAUAGCCUGGAUUCGAACUGCCGAUCUCCAGGCUAUAGGGCGCUUCCGCACUUCCGGUGAAAUGCCUUAGCUGGAUGUGCCACUUGGGAGCCCCCAUGCACUAAUUGUGAGACCCACAAUUUUAUUUUGCGGUUAUUUUCAGUUUUGACUGCAUGAAUAUGCAUUCCAGAAUAUUGGCAGUGCGUGCCUGUUUUGACUGUAUGUAUUCUCAUAUGUUCAGAAAUGUGUUUCUAAUUGCAUAUUCUUUUUUUCCCCCCUUUGCUACACUUUGCUUGUUGUUGAGUACCGUCUCUAAGUGGAUGCUUGUCAAGGAAAUCUAUACAAUUUUCAUUUUGCCAAGACACCACAAUAAGUUUGAGUGUGGAUUGUUCAUGUGUGCUUGCUCUGAAACCCCUUAUAUUUAGUUUCUGAAUGCAUAUACUGUGUGUGUAUUUUUUUAUAUAUAUAUAUAUAUAUAUAUAUAAUAUAUCUUUCUCUUUUGCAAUACUCUCUAGAAUGCUGUGUGGAUGGUUGAAUGGAUGCUUAGAAAUGUAGAUUUCGGACUGCAUAUUUCUUAGUCUACUACACUGUUGAAUAGUGUUUGAGUAGCAUGCUUGUUUUUGAGUGUAUAUAGGCCUGUAUAUGUGACUCCCUAUUAAGAUUCCCACCUUAACUAGUUGUAUAUAGCUUUCUAGAAGUGAAAUGACUUAACCUUACAGUUGCCGCUUCCAGCAUUGUUAAUUGGGUUAAACAUUGAAUUCUAAAUGACACUUUGCUUUAGUUAUUUUUAAUUUUGUUUUCUUUCGUGGUCAUUUACACGCUUGAUUUCUGUUUAGUUCAGGGUUAAAUCAUAAACCAGAAAAAUGUUUUUCAGAGGUCCAGCCUCUACCUGCAAAUAAACUCUUUGGAAGUC